Molecule: messenger RNA, 1246 nt
Organism: Olea europaea var. sylvestris
Lineage: Eukaryota; Viridiplantae; Streptophyta; Magnoliopsida; Lamiales; Oleaceae
Exons: 3
Coding region: 314-931 (205 amino acids)
Biological process (GO): signal transduction
Source: RefSeq, a predicted model, not a curated record
UUUCUACGAAACACGGCAAACACACCCAUUUUCGUUUUCCUCCUCUCUCUCACACCCAUUCCCACCACCCGUUUUGGGUGAAAUUGGGUCGAAUCCGUUGCUGGGCAAGGUGCAGCAGAGGCAGGCCAUGUUAACACAUGUGGUCCAUCACCAUGGGUUGACGUGACGACGUCGGAAUUUGAAGAAAUCAAACCGCGUCAAUUGGGGAUUGCGAAUGGCGAUUUUUCUGGAAUCGAUUAAGAUAGUUUAAUUGCUGCUUGGGCUGAAUUGAGGCCCUAGUUAGAGUGGCCUGGACAUGGGCAACUGACCGGUGAUGGUCCGCGAACAAGUUGGUGGUCGAAGGGUGAAAUUCGACAGUUUUCAGAUUUUCAGGCAGCUGAAUUUGUGGUUCUUUUCCGGCCGAUCCAAAGGCUUAGUAUGGAGAAAUUACUAUGUGUUAGAUACUAUAUUAGGCUUUUCAGUAAUUUGUUAUCUGAUCAGUGGAAACAAAUGGGAUGGCAACUGGUUGAGCAUAUUGACAAAUUCGCAGAUGAGCCUUGCUAAGCUUGAUGAAUUGCGGCAAGCUGCUAAAAUAGAGGUAGAAAUGCGCUUCAGAAAGAAACGAGCUGAGUUAAAUACAAAGGUUGAAAUGCGGGUUCUGCUUAUCCUUAAGGCUUAUAAGCAAAGGAGGGCCACAUUAAAGGAGAGAACAUCUCAACCAUUGCUUCGAAGGAUGGCAAGGGAGAGCAAGUAUAAGGAACGAGUGUGCACUGCAAUAUGUCAAAAGCGUGUAGCUGCUGAGAAGAAGCGACUGGCAUUGUUGGAAACAGAGAAGAUUAGGGUACGUGCCAGGGUCUUGGAGGUGCGGAAGGUAGCAAGGUCCAUUUCUCACCAGCGAGAAAUUGAGAUGAUGGAAAUGAAGAACAAGCUAGAAGAUAGACUACAAAGGUAAGAAGACAGAGAGCAGAAUAUUUAAAGCAGAGAGGAAAGCCUCAGAAUUUUGUUUGUUACGAGUGGAAUAUCACGCAAGAGCAGGAGGCUGACAUCCUUUCCUGAAAAUUAGCAAGGUACAUGCAGGAGCCUCCUUGGUGUUUGUACAAGUUUAUAUGUAAAAUAGUUAGCUGUAGUCAGUUAAAAAGUUUUAUUUAUUUAUUAUUAUUAUUUUUUUAUAUUUUGCAUUGUAUUAUAAUAUCCUUUAAAUUUUGGCCCCCACUUUUUUUUUUAACGUAUUUUAUCAAGUUGGAGACAGGUUAAACUUUUCUCCUCA